CCGCCGCACUCGGGCCGGAGCGCAGCGCUGAGCCGCCGCCCGCGCGCCAUGGAGCAGUGGCGGCAGUGCGGCCGCUGGCUCAUCGACUGCAAGGUUCUGCCGCCCAACCACCGGGUCGUGUGGCCCUCGGCCGUGGUCUUCGACCUGGCGCAGGCGCUGCGCGACGGAGUCCUGCUGUGCCAGCUGCUGCACAACCUGUCCCCCGGCUCCAUCGACCUCAAGGACAUCAACUUCCGGCCGCAGAUGUCCCAGUUCCUGUGUUUGAAGAACAUCCGCACCUUCCUCAAAGUCUGCCACGAUAAGUUUGGACUGAGGAACAGCGAGCUGUUCGACCCCUUCGACCUCUUCGAUGUCCGUGACUUUGGAAAGGUCAUCUCCGCCGUGUCCCGGCUCUCCCUGCACAGCAUCGCGCAGAACAAAGGGAUCAGGCCUUUUCCCUCCGAGGAGACGGCGGAGAAUGAUGACGACGUCUACCGCAGCCUGGAGGAGCUGGCUGAUGAACAUGACCUGGGCGAGGACAUCUACGACUGCGUCCCGUGCGAGGACGAGGGGGACGACAUCUACGAGGACAUCAUCAAGGUGGAAGUGCAGCAGCCCAUGAAAAUGGGCAUGACUGAGGACGACAAGAGGAGCUGCUGCCUGCUGGAGAUCCAGGAGACUGAGGCCAAGUACUACCGGACCCUGGAGGAUAUCGAGAAGAACUACAUGGGCCCCCUGCGGCUGGUGCUGAGCCCGGCAGACAUGGCAAGCGUCUUCAUCAACCUGGAGGACCUCAUCAAGGUGCACCACAGCUUCCUGCGGGCCAUCGAUGUCUCCAUGAUGGCCGGGGGCGGCACCCUGGCCAAGGUCUUCCUGGAGUUCAAGGAGAGGCUCCUGAUCUAUGGGGAGUACUGCAGCCGCAUGGAGCACGCCCAGAGCACGCUGAACCAGCUGCUGGCCAGCCGCGAGGACUUCCGGCAGAAAGUGGAGGAGUGCACGCUGAAGGUCCAGGAUGGCAAGUUCAAGCUGCAGGACCUGCUGGUGGUGCCCAUGCAGCGCGUGCUGAAGUACCACCUGCUGCUCAAGGAGCUCCUGAGCCAUUCUACUGACCGGCCAGAGCGGCAGCAGCUCAAAGAAGCACUGGAAGCCAUGCAGGACUUGGCAAUGUACAUCAACGAGGUAAAGCGGGACAAGGAGACUCUGAAGAAGAUCAGUGAGUUCCAGAGCUCCAUAGAGAACCUGCAAGUGAAACUGGAGGAAUUUGGAAGGCCAAAGAUCGACGGCGAGCUGAAAGUCCGGUCCAUCGUCAACCACACCAAACAGGACAGGUACCUGUUCCUGUUUGACAAGGUGCUCAUCGUGUGCAAGAGAAAGGGCUACAGCUACGAGCUGAGGGAGGUCAUCGAGCUGCUCCUCCACAAGAUGGCCGACGACCCCAUGCACAACAAGGACAUCAAGAAGUGGUCCUACGGCUUCUACCUGAUCCACCUGCAAGGGAAGCAGGGCUUCCAGUUCUUCUGCAAGACGGAAGACAUGAAGCGGAGGUGGAUGGAGCAGUUCGAGAUGGCCAUGUCCAACAUCCGGCCGGACAAAGCCAACGCCAACCACCACAGCUUCCAGAUGUACACGUUUGACAAGACCACCAGCUGCAAGGCCUGCAGGAUGUUCCUCCGGGGCACCUUCUACCAGGGCUACCUGUGCACCAGGUGUGGCGUCGGGGCCCACAAGGAGUGCCUGGAGGUGAUGCCACCCUGCAAGAUCAGUUCUCCUGCAGACCUGGACACCGCUGGAGCAGGACCAGGUCCCAAGAUGGUGGCUGUGCAGAAUUACCACGGCAACCCCGCCCCGCCUGGCAAGCCCGUGCUCACCUUCCAGAUGGGCGACGUGAUCGAGCUGCUGCGGGGUGACCCCGAGUCACAGUGGUGGGAGGGGCGGCUGGUGCAGACCAGGAAGUCCGGGUACUUUCCCAGCUCAUCGGUGAAGCCCUGCCCGGUGGAUGGAAGGCCACCCAUCAGCCGGCCACCGUCCCGGGAGAUCGACUACACCGCCUACCCCUGGUUUGCGGGCAACAUGGAGCGGCAGCAGACGGACAACCUGCUCAAGGGCCACGCCAGCGGCACCUACCUCGUGCGGGAGCGGCCUGCGGAGGCCGAGCGCUUCGCCAUUAGCAUCAAGUUCAACGACGAGGUGAAGCACAUCAAGGUGGUGGAGAAGGACAGCUGGGUUCACAUUACGGAGGCCAAGAAGUUCGAGAGUCUGUCCGAGCUGGUGGAGUACUACCAGAGCCACUCGCUCAAGGAGAGCUUCAAGCAGCUGGACACCACGCUCAAGUACCCCUAUAAGUCCCGGGAGCGCGCCACCCCCAGGGCCUCCAGCCGCUCCCCAGCGUCCUGUGCUUCCUACAACUUCUCUUUUCUCAGUCCUCAGGGCCUCAGCUUUGCCCCCCAGGGCCCUUCCGCUCCCUUCUGGUCAGUGUUCACGCCCCGCGUCAUCGGCACGGCGGUGGCCAGGUACAACUUCGCCGCACGGGACAUGCGGGAGCUCUCGCUUCGGGAGGGCGACGUGGUGAAGAUCCACAGCCGCAUCGGUGGGGACCAAGGCUGGUGGAAGGGCGAGACCAACGGCCGGAUCGGCUGGUUUCCCUCGACCUACGUGGAAGAGGAGGGCAUCCAGUGACUGCAGGGGCUCGGGCAGCAUUUGCGGAUUUUCUCGGGAGAGUGUCCUGAAGUCUGUCUCUGGCUCCUCCGUGAUUCCCAGGGGAGACACCCACCGAGCUGCCCGUCAUCGACAGCCCAUAGGGGUGGGGAGGGCACUUGGAAUCCUAAUCUCGGACUGUUUCCCUGCCACCUGCCCCGGUGGCCUGCUGUGGGUAUGCUGCUUGUACAUAGAGGAAGCCUAGGCCAGCCCUGCCAGUGUGGAGAUGUGGCCGGUGCCAGCUACACGACAGACCGGGCCCUUUUGGCGGCGGAGGCCAGAGGCUCAUCCUGUGCCCCUCUGGAGGAGGUGGUGCUCAGGCGCCUAGGAUUAAACAGCAGAUGAUGUCUGGGGGGCUGGGGACCUCAGGGGCCACCCCAGCCCAUCUGCUCAGCCGCUGGACUCAGCCCUUUCUCUGCGGGCUCGGGGCUCCUGGCCAGGGGAGCAGCAGGAGCCAGAGCCAGGCUGUUUGCCGUGGUCCUGCUCAGCCUGCUGUACUGGAGUGCAGAGGGAGGGAGCUCACGGGCCCCCAUGUCCUGCUGGCUCCUGGGACCUCCCCGGCUUCCCUGUCUCCCCCCACUCGGGGCCUGCAGACCCCACAGGGUGGCCCUGCUCUCAGGAGGGGCCGAGGGACGAUGGCACUGCCAACCCGACCCCAGUCAACGGUACUGUUCUUGGCCUUGCAAGGGGCCCUCCCCUGAACCUGCUGCCUGGCGACACGCCUUCUGUAGACCCUGUAGGGCAUGGGGGGUCACCACGGCCCUGCUGCCCACCAGCCUCCCUUUCUGUGUCCUGCACAGGGUCCCCGGGCUCUGCCAGCCUUUGCAAGAGAUCAGUUCUGGCCCAGGGCUGGUCUCCCCCCGAUGGGCCCAUUUGGCCUGCGCUUGGGCCGUGAUGAACCGGAAAUAAGUGCCCUUGCGGGUGGCUGUACCCUGUGACUUCUCCCGGGUCCUCACAGGACCUGCUGCUGGCUUGGCCACAGCCUGCUGUCUGGCCUGAGGCUGCGUAAGGCUGGGGGACCCUGUUUGCUCUCGGCUCCAAGGCAAGCUGGGGCCAGCGGGCUUCCUCCGGGGCCAUGUCCUGGUCAGCUGCACAGCUCCAGGUGAGGAGGGUCCGGUCAAGUGGGGAGGGUGUCCUCUCUGGGAACUGCACUGCCCCGGGUGCCUCUGGUCAGGACGAGCCUCGGUGCAGGGUUUGCACUCCCAGCAGCCCCGGCAGGGGGAGGUGGCCGGCGGGUGGGGAGGAGAGAGGAAUAGGGUGCAGUGGAGAGUGGGCACAGAGAGGGAGCACAGGCCUGCGGGGGCAGCGCCCCGGCACUUCGAGCCAGCCCGGGACGGCAGGGAGAGCGCAGCCCCCGAGGGUUCACUGGUCAGGACUUUAUGGUGGAUUUUCAUUUCCUUGUGUUUUGUUCAGCCCGUUUGUUUUUUUAAGGGAAAAAGAUUGUGAUUAUUUCCCCCACAUCUCCCGCGCCCUCUCUGUGAGUAAGAAGGGAGAGAUUCAUCGCAGGUCAGGCGAUGGGUAUUUGUGCUCGUGGUGACCCCCGUCAUCACCAUGCAGAGAACACUGAAAAACGCGGUCCAGAGCCCUGGGUUUUGUGAAUGUUUUGUUCUGUGUUUGUUUGACCUUUGUGUUUGGUUUGGCUUUGUUUUUGCACUGUACCGAGCAGGGUGGUGGGAGACCGGGAUGCAGGUGUGUCGGCAGAGGCAGGCCGCCCUCCGGAGGGCCGAGGACCUGGGCCCAGAUCAGCUGUGAACGUUCAGGGGCCCCUUGCAUGCGAGUCAGGGAUCUAGGGUCCGGUCGCCGUGACCUCAACUGAAACACAAACUGUACAUUUGCCAAUGGGUUUUUUCAGACCACGGUUUUUACUCCAAAUAAACCUAUGUUCUUUUCUGCUGAGA
Chinchilla lanigera (long-tailed chinchilla) is the source of this 4571-nucleotide messenger RNA. It is a transcript of the gene Vav2, whose product is annotated as vav 2 guanine nucleotide exchange factor. Gene Ontology annotation, cellular component: cytoplasm. Gene Ontology annotation, molecular function: protein binding; guanyl-nucleotide exchange factor activity. NCBI's taxonomy places the organism in Eukaryota, Metazoa, Chordata, Mammalia, Rodentia, Chinchillidae. The record is from RefSeq and is a predicted model, not a curated record. Gene Ontology annotation, biological process: cell migration; regulation of GTPase activity; intracellular signal transduction.